This is a messenger RNA of Xiphophorus couchianus (Monterrey platyfish), 2559 nucleotides long. RefSeq names its product SH3 and cysteine rich domain 3 (gene stac3). The coding region runs from base 380 to 1381 and encodes 333 amino acids. The transcript is spliced from 13 exons. The record is from RefSeq and is a predicted model, not a curated record. Gene Ontology annotation, biological process: positive regulation of protein localization to plasma membrane; skeletal muscle contraction; positive regulation of voltage-gated calcium channel activity. Lineage: Eukaryota; Metazoa; Chordata; Actinopteri; Cyprinodontiformes; Poeciliidae. Gene Ontology annotation, molecular function: protein binding.
UGGUGCUCAGUCUGAGGUCCUCAGCUGUUCCGACCCAUCAACUUCACAUAGCAGGGCUCAGACCUGCCGUGCAUACAAUUACACCCAGAAAAUCAUGGAUACACAUCACAAAGACCUUCCCAAAUCUACGAGAGUUUGAGUCACAGAGGGAGCCGAGAAUCAGAGAAGAAAUUACAUGAAGAAAACAUCAGAGGGACUACAGACAGAGAUUGAAUCCUGAGUCCCUGAGUAGAGAGGAAACAUUUUGGUCAACUUCCUUCUUAGACUCAACCACACCGAACUAAUAAUACGACUCAUUACCAGCUGGUGAAGACUUCUGUGUGAUCUGUACAACUUUGAACUAAAGACUUUGGUGUAUUGACAAGUUUAGCAUUGCACCAUGGACCAGGAGGAUGACAAAAACUCUGUGGAUAUUCAUGACAAUCCUCCAGCUCCUGACAACGUAGUGAGGGAAGAUGGAGACACUGUCUAUUUCAUCUAUGAUGAGGAGGUGGAGGUAGAGGAGAAGGACCCAGAGCCUCCUCCAGAGCCUGUUAUUCGGAUCAAUGACAAACCCCACAAGUUUAAGGACCAUUACUGCAAGAAGCCCAAGUUCUGUGACGUCUGUGCUCGCAUGAUUGUUUUGAACAACAAAUUCUGUCUGAGGUGCAAGAACUGCAAGACCAACAUCCAUCAUUCGUGUCAGCACUACGUCGAUUUCCAGAAAUGCUUUGGAAAAAUUCCACCAGGCUUCAGACGGGCCUAUAGCUCCCCUCUGUACAGCAGUGACCAACCAGACCCAAACAACCCGAACCGGAACGACCCCGUCUUUGAUACCUUGAGGGUUGGUGUCAUCAUGGCCAACAAGGAGCGCAAAAAGAAUGAAAACGACAAAAAGAAUAUGAUGAUGAUGAUGGAAGAGGAGGAAGAAGAAAACCAACAACCCAAAGAAAACGAAGAGGGAGGAGAAGGGAAGCCUGAAGAUAAAAAAGAAAAAGGUGGAGACAAAGCAGAUGACAAGGCCAAAGGUACCUUCACUGGGUCCCACUACUACCUGGCUCUCUACCGCUUCAAAGCCAUCGAGAAAGACGACCUUGACUUUCACCCUGGUGAUAGGAUCAUAGUUCUGGACGAUUCCAAUGAAGAGUGGUGGCGGGGAAAGAUGGGAGAGAAGUCUGGCUACUUCCCUGCCGACUACCUCAUUAAAGUGCGCGCGUCUGAAAGGGUUUUCAAGGUGACCCGCUCCUUUGUGGGCAACAGAGAAAUGGGACAAAUUACACUCAAGAAGGAUCAGAUCGUAGUGAAGAAAGGAGAUGAGAAAGCUGGCUACCUGAAGGUCAGCACAGGACGCAAGCUGGGCUACUUCCCUGCAGAUCUUCUUCAGGAGAUCACCUUCACAUAAGGUGCAACAACAUGCAAGAAAAAAAAAAGAUCUACAAAAACAUUUAAGUUUUCUUUCAUUGUGUUUGCUGUGAUCUAUUUCUGUUGCUGACAUGCUGAUUAUUUGAACAACCUUUCAUUAUUUUCUUCGUCAGCAUUUUAGACUGUUGUGUUAAGAACAGACUUGCAUUUAAGCAUUGCCUGCUGAUAUUGUGUAAGCUCAGGUUUUAAUAACAAGUAGAAAAAUGGAACUACCUUUCUAGAGAUGAAGAAGCUAAUGCAGAGUACCAUUGUAGUUUUCAAUAAAUAAUAUAGGAGAUGAAGGUGUGUGCAUGGACAACCAGUAGAAGGUUGAAAAAGUAAAAAGUGGUGCUCAAAUUUGUUGUAAAUGUCUUCAUUUGUUACUGAUUAUCUAAGAACGCACUUUUCAGAUUUUAUGAACAUAAAAACACCUAAAAACUUAUUUGCUAAAGCAAGUUUUGGGCAAAGCCAAAUUCAACUUAACGCUUCAUUGUUUAUUUUGGAGUCUAAUGUUUUGACUGAAUGUGAUUUCCACAGGAACGUUCCUAAGGGAUUAAUAAAGCUCUGUGCAUCCUAAUCUAGACUCUGCAAGCUUAUUGAUGUACGUGGGACGAGAUCAAGACCGUUAAUUCAGUCAGAUCCAACAGUCGAGUUAUGGUAGUUACUGAAAAUUGAAUGCUGGUUCUGACAGAAAAAUGCAGUCCAUUGAAACUUGCUGAGUUUGGAGCUACAUCACUGUAAACCAGUCAGUGUGCCCAUGCUAGUGGUGAUGAGAAGAGAUUUACUAUGCAAAUAUUGCCAAGUCAAUAGGUGCUUUACUGAUCGACUCAUUGCAAAGAAAACUAAAUGCUGAUUUUGAAUCAAAAGUUCUUCAAGGGGUGCAACAUAGUGUUUUUAAUUUGUAUAUUUUUCAGUCAUUCUUUUGUUUGUUUUCAGUGGAAUUGUGAAAGACAUGUCAGAUUAAGACUAGAAAAAAAAAAAUCAAGCAGGGCAAGACCAAAGAUACUAAUUUCACAUGUAGUAAAACCCUAUAUAUUUUUUUCCCACUAUCAUUCAAUUAUUCUGUUGUAAUUUGUGAUUAACUGUCUAAAAUGUAGCUGUCAAACCUAAUGACUCUACCUUUUCUCUUAGCAAACUUUAAAAAGCUUUGUAUGUUAAAUAAAGUUUUGCCAUUUUGUG